Molecule: messenger RNA, 1914 nt
Organism: Emericellopsis cladophorae
Lineage: Eukaryota; Fungi; Ascomycota; Sordariomycetes; Hypocreales; Bionectriaceae
Product: F-box-like/WD repeat-containing protein TBL1XR1-A-like protein
Exons: 7
Coding region: 1-1914 (637 amino acids)
Biological process (GO): regulation of transcription by RNA polymerase II
Cellular component (GO): Set3 complex
Molecular function (GO): protein binding; transcription corepressor activity
Source: RefSeq, a predicted model, not a curated record
AUGGCCGUCAAAGAGUUCCUCGACUCGGAUCGAGUCAAUUUUCUCAUCUGGAGGUACCUCCUGGAAGGCAAUUACCGCGAGACUGCUGCCAAGUUCCAGAAGGAAUGGCAGGUCAAGCAGCCACACCACCAAUUCUCAUUUGCGCCUCACGUCAAGGGCCACGCGCUCGUCUCCGUCAUCAAUAGAGGCCUUCUCUAUCAGUCACUCGAGCGCCAACGCGCGAGCAGCCAGUUGUCUGAUGAUCUAGCUCGCACGGCAGAGGCCGAAUCUCUGCAGGUCGGCAUUUUUGGGCCUUUGAACGCGCAGCCACCCGCCAAGGUGGAGGAUGAUGGGGUUCCGGCGACGACGAUUGAGACAGUCACCACCAACCUGACGCCAUUCGCACCACCGCCGGCCACCACCACAGCAGAUGCGGCAUCGGUAUCGACCGCCCGCGUGCAGGAUCACGCACCAAAUGGGUCACCGAUUAAAAGGCCACGACUCAGCCAUGGAUACGAGAAUGGCACCAACGACGCACCUCCGGGCACGGACCCGAUGGACAUUGAUCAGGACCAGCACGACAACCACGCAUACCCUUCACCACUGGAAGGGGAAGAAGCGACAAGCCCGAUCCCCCAUACUGAGGGCCCGGAGCAGGGCACCCAGCACGACAAAGUCGAGGAACUCACGCCGCACACGACGUUCAUCCGCUUGACCGACGACAGAUGGGCCUCUGGCCACUUUGCCUCACCGGGCGCCGACAUGGGCGCGCAGGCCGCAAAUGCCCCGACUCUUUUGCAUUGCCAGUGGAACCCCAAGGAUCCUUCGGUAUUGGCCGCUGCUGGCAGUGGGGCGCUAGCCCGAAUCUGGUCUGUCUCACGUGCGCCGACCUCAGACUCCGAGCCUCACCACGAUCACGUGCCCUCGAAUGGCCUGUCGCUGCUUGAGCCCGAUGCACCUUUAAGCACUGUCGUUCCACAGCUCGCGUGGACAAGUGAUGGAAACUCGGUGGCUUUAGUCGCCGAAUCCGGUGGGCAGACGUCGGUCCUUAUCUGCGCAUCCGACGGUGGCAUGCUCCAGACGUUUGAUUCCGCUGCCGAGCAGGUGAUCAAGCUUCUAUGGAACAGGAGCAACACGGCGCUGCUAGCGAUAUCACCAUCGCCGGACGAGAACGGUGCAAUUAUUACGGUGUACCAGAAUUUCCCGAAUGGAACGUCGCAGUCCCAGUCUGUGCUGUCCUACACGCUGCCAGACCACGAUAUCAACGCGGCACCGCUGGAUGCGAGCUGGAUCAGCGAUCUCGAGUUUAUCAUUUGCGGAGGCAACCUCCUCGCCACACUGUUCUGUGCCGAGGACAAGAUUGUGCAGGUGCGCAAGUUCGAAACGAAGCCCGACGAUGCCUUGCGCAGUGUGCUCUACGACUGGCACUCUGAGCUGACGGCCACUGGUAGUGAAACGGGGAUUCUAGACCUUUGGGACACCAAUGGCCGGCGUCGGUCCAUACAAGCUCACCAGGGUGCCAUUACCUCGAUGGAAUGGCAGCCAUUGACGGGGCCCGCGAAUUCAGAUAACGAGCGACUGAUUGCCACCGGAGGCGAAGACUGCGCCAUUCUCAUAUGGAACGUCCGCAUGCCCGAGAGCAAACAGCGCUGCUUCCUAACCAUGAACUCACCCAUCGUGCGACUUGCAUUCACACCCGAUGGCGUUUUCAUCGCUGGUGCGUCGGCGAGUCAGGUCUUGAUCUGGAAGGUGUCCAGCCCGACAUUCCCACGAGCUUCGUGGCGACGCAAAUCGCACCCCGGGUGGGAGAGCCCCAGGGCUGCCUCGGAUAGUGACGAGGAGUAUGCCGAGCACUGUCUCUGUUGGGAUGCGAAUGGACAAAAGCUGGCCUACGGCUCGAAUAGCAGACUGGCUAUUAUCAACUGGCGGCGAUGA